CAAAUUCCUCGCAUGGAGCUGGAAAUUUUCCACCAAGUGAUGUUUGGAAUUUCCCUUGGCCGUCCGGAUUAAAAAGCAGGGGACAACAAGAGCGUUGUGGAUCAUACCACUUGGCCCAGGACCAUACUGUCUGAGGAUCCAGCGAAGUUCAAAAUGACAGAAAAAUCUCUGCCCUUCUACAGCGUCUGAAUCAUGGGAAAUGUCGAGAGCCAGAAUGGGGACCAUACCCUCUAUGGUAAUGAACGUGGCCAUUUGUCACGCAAGCACAUGUCUCGUUCCCUUCGCAUCUCCAACAAACAGUCCAGACGCUCUCGACAUGCCUCAUCAGGGAAAAUAGAGCACAGGAAUUCUGAAACCAGUACGCGUUCUAGUAGCACCCCCAGCAUCCCACAGUCGCUGGCUGACAACGGCCUGGAGCCCUUCAACGAAACUAAUGUCCUCUCUGACUUUGGCAGCCCCAUAUGGGUGGACCGUAUGGCCAUGAACCUGCGGCCCGUGUCUUUCCACAAUGACCUGGCCAACCCCUCAGUACACAUAGACACCAUGCAUUUGCCUUUGCUCAGCCCCACCCCCCGGGAAGCACAGGAUGGAGGAGUGUACACAGGUGAGGUAACCUACCUCCAGAAAACCAGGGACAGUCCCAGGGAAGCUGUCACCUUUAAGAAGAAGAGAUCCAAGUCUGCUGACAUGUGGCGAGAAGACAGUCUGGAAUUCUCUCUGUCUGACCUCAGCCAAGAGCACCUGACCAGCACCGAGGAGAUCAUAGACACAUCGAAAGUGAGACACUUUACUGACUGCGAUGGCCACUUUCAGUCCCGCCCCCAGGGGCUUGAAGUACUGGACUCUGCUGACCGUGCUAAUUCCCUGGAUGAACUUUACAGCCAGAAGAGCCCUUCUCAUAGGCAACCCCACGGCCGCUAUGCCAAGUGGCACGAUGCCAACAGGGCUAUCCGGGAAGGCAUGGAUGAUAAGAUGCUGUCCCCCUCAGAAGAGGACGGGAACACCUACGGUGCAUACACCCUUCCCUGCCGGCGCUCCCAUUGCCUGUCUGAAGGUCUGAGAAAUCACCAAGCCUCUGUGUGUUCCAGUAUGCAAGGCAGGAGGGCACAGACUAUACAGGAUGUCACCGCCGGGGAAGGCAGCGAGUUUGAGGACAGUGGCAUUGACGGGGUGACGGUGGAGGUGGAGCACCAGUCCAGACGCUACAAGACCAUGUCGGCAUCCUUCUCCGUGUGCUCGGCGGCCACCAGGAGCAUGUUUGCCGGGAGUGACAGUGGCAGCAGCAGCGGAGGCGGCGUCAGCGAGUGUGUGCAGGGAGUGUACGAGAAUUUCCGACAAGAGCUCGAAAUGAGCUCCUGCCAGACGGAAAGCUUGGAGGAGGCCGGGUCGGCCCUGAGCGACGAGCAGAGCAGCAUGAGCUCAGCCUACCAGUCUGACCCACUCCUCAGUGUUGCCCAGGGAACCGUCCGCAAGGCUGGCAGGUUGGCUGUCAAAAACUUCCUUGUCUAUAAGAAGAACAAGAAAGUGGAGUCAGCGACCAGACGCAAGUGGAAGAGUUACUGGGUCUCGCUGAAAGGUUGUACUCUUUUCUUCUAUGAGACUGAUGGGCGUUCGGGGAUCGACCACAACAGUAUUCCUAAGCACGCCGUAUGGGCGGAGAACAGUAUCGUCCAGGCUGUCCCAGAGCAUCCCAAAAAGGACUUUGUCUUCUGCCUCAGCAAUUCCUUAGGUGAUGCUUUUCUGUUCCAGACUUGUAGCCAGACGGAACUGGAGAACUGGAUCACAGCCAUCCACUCGGCAUGUGCCACCACCGUUGCCCGCCAGCACCACAGAGAGGAUACGGUGCGGCUGCUCCGCGCUGAGAUAAAGAAGCUGGAGCAGAAGAUCGACAUGGACGAAAAGAUGAAGAAGAUGGGGGACAUGCAGCUCUCUGCUGUUACGGACACCAAAAAGAGGAAGACUAUUCUGGAUCAAAUCUUCUUAUGGGAGCAGAACCUGGAGCAGUUUCACAUGGAUCUGUUCCGCUUUAGGUGCUACCUGGCCAGCCUGCAGGGGGGAGAGCUACCCAACCCCAAGCGCCUCCUGGCAUUUGCCUCCCGCCCCACCAAGUUGGCUAUGGGCCGACUAGGUAUCUUCUCAGUCUCGUCAUUCCAUGCACUGGUGGCAGCUCGCACAGAGUGUGGGGUUAGACGGCGCACACAGGCCAUGUCCCGCUCUUCCAGCAAACGCAAGAGCAGAUUCUCAUCCCUCUGGGGGCUGGACACUACCUCAAAGAAGAAGACAAAAGCCCAUCCCAGCAUCAACCAGGUCUUUGCUGAUGGUGAGGAGCAUGUGAAAAAGCCCCUUGGCCUAUACGUUGAUCCUGCCAAGGAUUCUCUGCAUAGUGACGAGGGAACUGUGAAAAGUCUUCCAAGAGCCAGCACAGAAAGUGACAUCUGGGCUCCUGACCACCUCACUCCUUCCUGGGUGUGUUUGCCAAAUGACCAGCCAGUACUAACCAUCAUCCAGCCGGGGGAGUCUGUUCUCUGUGCUCUGGAAACCAUCUGCAAGGCUCACCGGCUGGAUUCCACAAAACACUAUCUGCGACUAAAAUUUCUCAUCGAAAACCAAGUGCAAUUCUACAUCCCCAAACCAGAGGAGGACGUGUGUGACUUGCUGUAUAAAGAAAUUGAGCUCUGCCCCAAAGUAACAAAAGUCAUCCAGUUUGACCGUGACGAGUCCUGCAUGAUUGGAUACGGUUUCUCCAUUUCAGUGGUGGAGGAGGAUGGUGUGCAGCAGCUCUAUAUCACUGAUGUGAAGGCGGGUGGAUUAGCUUUCGCCAAAGGUCUAAACGCAGGGGAUGAAAUACUGCAGCUGAAUGGAAAGGACUCUCACUGUCUCAACUUUUCGGACAUGAAAGCGGCUUUCUCCAAAGCCUCGCUGGCUUUGACCGUGAACACCCUGCCCUCUGUGGACCGCCGUCAGCUCUGCUAUCUGCCCCCGCGACGCUCGGACGCUGAAGAAGAUCUCUAUACUGACAUCUUCUCCCAGAGCCAAGAGGAAAUCCUGGAUGACGGGGUGGGACUCUUGCUGGAAAGCUCGGGAGACAGCUUGGAUGAUGACUCGGAGAUCUUCAGCGAGGUUGACGAAUGCAGGAAGUGGAGCAGACACAGCAAGCGCUCCUCAGAGUCCAUCUAUGACAUGCUUCAUCUGAGCACGGAACAAGUCGCUGCUUUCUGCCGCAGUCUCCAUGACAUGAAUCCCUCUGAGUGUGUGUCCUCCUCGCCGAGCCCGGACUCACCGUUCCCACCUCCCGUCACUCCUCGACAGCUGUCCGACGCCGACAAGCUCCGCAAAGUCAUCUGUGAACUCGUGGAGACUGAGCGCACCUAUGUCAAAGAUCUUAACUGUCUCAUCGGGAAGUAUUUAACACCGCUGCAGAAAGAGAGCUUCCUCACUCAGGAUGAGUUGGAUGUGCUGUUUGGGAACCUGCCUGAGAUGGUGGAGUUCCAAGUGGAAUUUCUCAAGACCCUGGAAGACGGGACAAGACUAGUCCCAGAUCUGGAGAAGCUAGAGAGGGUGGAUCAGUUUAAGAAAAUCCUUUUCUCCCUCGGAGGUUCUUUCCUGUACUAUGCAGACCGCUUUAAGAUAUACAGUGCUUUUUGUGCCAGCCACACCAAAGUCCCCAAGGUCCUCGUAAAGGCUAAAACAGAUGCCGAUUUCAAGGCUUUCCUGGAUGAACGCAACCCCAAACAGCAGCAUUCAUCCACCUUGGAGUCGUACCUGAUUAAACCCAUCCAACGGGUUUUGAAAUAUCCCCUUUUGCUGCGGGAGCUCUUCUCUCUCACAGAUCCCGACAGCGAGGAACACUAUCACCUGGACGUUGCGAUGAAAGCCAUGAACAAGGUGGCAAGUCACAUCAACGAGAUGCAGAAAAUCCAUGAGGAGUAUGGCGCGGUGUUUGACCAGCUUAUCACCGACCAGAGCGGCGAUAAGAAAGAGGUUGCUGAUCUGUCCAUGGGUGACCUGCUGCUUCACACCAGCGUUGCAUGGAUCAACCCGCCAGCCUCCUUAGGGAAAUGGAAGAAAGAGCCCCAGCUAGCCACGUUUGUGUUCAAAACAGCAGUUGUCUUUGUGUGCAAGGAUGGAUCGAAACAGAAGAAGAAAAUAGGCGGCUCCCACAAAGUCUCUGUCUCCUCUGAGGAAAAAGACCCGUUCCGAUUCCGUCACAUGAUUUCAACCGAUGCCCUUCAAGUCAGAGCGUUGGCCAAUGCAGAUGGUGACGGUGCUGCAGUGUGUGAGAUAGUCCAUACCAAGUCGGAGUCGGAAGGAAGACCAGAGAGAACAUUCCAGCUGUGCUGCAGUUCCCCCGAGAGUAGAAAGGACUUCCUGAAGACGGUUCAUUCCAUCCUGCGGGAAAAACAGCGGCGGCAGCUGCUCAAAACGGAGAGUUUACCCCUCAGCCAGCAGUAUGUGCCCUUUGGAGGAAAGCGGCUCUGUGCCCUGAAAGGAGCCCGUCCUGCCAUAAAUAGAGCAGUGUCUGUUCCAACUAGGACUUUAGGCAGGAGGAAGCUUGUGCGCAACCGAUUCACCAUCGACACCGACAUUGUUUUCGAUGGCGAGCCCGACCAGGAACUUACUUCCCCUCAGGAGCUCGACUCACAGCAGCAGCAGGAAAAACAACAACAACAACAGGAACGGCAUCAGCAGUCAGAGUUGGCAGGUGACACGGACCGCUGGGUGGAAGAACAGUUCGAUCUGGAGGAGUACGAGGACCAGGAGGAGGUGAAGGAGACCGAUAUCCUCAGUGACGAUGACGACUUCUGCCUGUCAACCAGAACGCCGUCCGUCGAGGCUAACUUGGAGGCCCCUGUCAAGGCCCUGACCCUCAAGGGCGAGGAAAAAGAAGCGGACGGGGGCUCAAAGCCUCCGACGGCGAUGAGGUCGGCCAACACGAGGAGGCAGCUUUCAAACAUGGCCACGCGGCGUGGCGUUACGGGGGUGUGCGCGGAGGAGCGGGCGCGGAUGGAGGGGGAGGAGGUUUGGGUACGCAGGGAGCAGGCCGCCUGCUCGCAAGAACACGGCACAUAAAAUGCAAAACGGUUAAGAGCAAAUAGAGGACGAGCGCCUCACCCGAAGAGCUUUACAUCGGCUUCAUAAAAAGAAAUCAGCAAACUCUAAUCUCACCCCCUGUAAGCAAUGCAUGGGCAUUGACGCGUCAAUCACAGCUAUCGAAAAUAUAUCCUCACCAGUUUAUCUGAAUGCUUUUUCAUCGGUGGAGCAAUACUAGAGUCAGGAGCGAGGGACCUUAAUCCCAAUCAGAUGCUGUUACUCGGAGGCCGUUUGUGAGCUUUGAGAGAUGAACUAAUUGUACAAUCAUGAAAUCGAAUCAGUUGUUCCGACUGGCAUGGUUUGCACAUUUGGGCAGCGCUCCGCGGCUCUGCCUGCUGUUGCCAAAAUCUUGGUAUUGUGAACACAUUAUCUCUCGUCUGUGUGACUCAGAUAAUCUCAUAGUUAAGGGCUGUAUAUUAUCCGAAUUUGUCGAGAAAAAAAAAUAGAAACAAGCAAUCGGAAAAAGGACGGUCUAGUUAAGUCUCGCAUAGUUUAUUAUACGUUUUCACACCAAUAAACACUGACACAUCUUCUGAGCAGGUUUUGUGGUGAUGUUCCAAUAUGGUAUUUGGUUUUGCGGACGCUAUCUUUCUAGCUUGACAAAAAUCUCCCAUAAUUCUGCUGUUCCACGCAAGAAACCAAACGUGGAAUAGGAGAAUUAUGUAACGCCGCCGCCCCCCUUCAAAGAGGCAAGGGAAUUUUAAUUUCGUUUUAACUUAAUAGAAUCCUGUGUUACUUGAAUUUGCUGUUUCAUGUUUACUGUGAAAUCCUUUUCUUCAUUGUUUUUCUUUACUGCUCUUUAGUACAUAACAUCCUGUUGUAUUAAUUUCUGCACCACCAUGUGGAGAACUACAUCAUCACUUUUGUUGGAAGGUCUGGUUACGGAGUCUAUAUGUAAUGGAUCACAAAGCAGUGUUGUUUUUUUUUUUAUUUAUUCAUUCAGCUGUAUAUUAGGAUUUGUUUUAAGUCGACAUGAGAAGAAUUUUUUUUCCAAAAAUCUAGUCCAAAUUUGCUAAAACAAUCAAGGGAAAAUAGUUAGGGUAUGUUUGGAUGGUGAAAGAGGUCAUAUACUUGUAAAACAACUCAUUGUGCUAAUAAGGAUGCAUUUUUGUUAC
Lampris incognitus (smalleye Pacific opah) is the source of this 6206-nucleotide messenger RNA. Its product is annotated as rho guanine nucleotide exchange factor TIAM1-like. The record is from RefSeq and is a predicted model, not a curated record. Gene Ontology annotation, molecular function: protein binding; guanyl-nucleotide exchange factor activity. The coding region runs from base 193 to 5070 and encodes 1625 amino acids. Lineage: Eukaryota; Metazoa; Chordata; Actinopteri; Lampriformes; Lampridae. Gene Ontology annotation, cellular component: synapse; plasma membrane; cytosol. The transcript has 28 exons. Gene Ontology annotation, biological process: activation of GTPase activity; small GTPase-mediated signal transduction; positive regulation of axonogenesis.